Messenger RNA from Harmonia axyridis, 1721 nucleotides. It is a transcript of the gene Snr1, whose product is annotated as SWI/SNF-related matrix-associated actin-dependent regulator of chromatin subfamily B member 1. The coding region runs from base 475 to 1620 and encodes 381 amino acids. Gene Ontology annotation, biological process: chromatin remodeling; regulation of transcription by RNA polymerase II. Gene Ontology annotation, cellular component: nuclear chromosome; nucleus. Gene Ontology annotation, molecular function: transcription coregulator activity. Lineage: Eukaryota; Metazoa; Arthropoda; Insecta; Coleoptera; Coccinellidae. The transcript is spliced from 7 exons. The record is from RefSeq and is a predicted model, not a curated record.
AGAAAAUAUCCACAGAGUGCAGGUCAUAAAAUCAAAAAUUAUUUUUUCUUUGUAAUAUACCUCUAACUAAGACCUAAUAAUACGAUACGAUAUUAUCAAUAUUACCAUUUGUCAACUUGCGAAUGGCAAUUUAUACAUCCAGGGUAAUAGAGAAACAAUUUCCUGGCAAAUAUUAUUGUUGUGUCAAAAGAAUAGUUCACAUUUCUCAUUUCCCAGCUCUUUAUCCCUUUUUUUUCAGUUUUAUUCGAAAGUAAGUAGUUUUAGAUCCUUUCAUAUUGAGAUUUCCUAAGUAACUAUUUGAUUGAUGUGGUAGGUAAUCUGUGAUUAUUCAUUCGUCUCUGUGAUUAUUGAUUAGUUUACUUUUUUCUGUGAAUUCUGCUUGCCAAUCAACAAAUAAAGCCUGAAUCAACUUUUUUGAUGAUGGGAAUAAAAUCAGAUAUCUUAUAAUAUCAUUUAAUCAUAUAAAAAAUAAGCAUGGCUUUGAGAACAUAUGGAGAUAAACCCGCCAGUUUUCAACUGGAAGAAAAUGGGGAAUAUUAUUGUGUUGGAUCUGAGGUCGGUAAUUAUCUGAGAUUAUUCAGGGGUUCUCUUUACAAGAAAUACCCUGGUAUGUACAGAAGAUGUUUGACAAAUGAAGAAAGAAAGAGGUUAAUAGACUUGGGAUUAAGCCAACAUGUUUUAGCGAGUAGUGUAUCUUUAUUAAGAGCUACUGAAGUCGAAGAUAUUAUCGAAGGAAAUGAUGAAAAAUAUAAGGCAGUAUCUGUACAUACCUCUGAUCCUCCUCUUCCAAGGGAAGGAAAAUCAAAGAAGAACAUGCAGUGGGUUCCUUCUUUACCAAACUCAAGUCACUUAGAUGCAGUACCUCAAGCUACUCCUAUAAAUAGAAAUCGUGUUGCUUUGAAAAAGGUGAGGACUUUCCCUUUAUGUUUUGAUGACACUGAUCCACAGAUUAAUAUGGAAAAUGCAACUCUAAAUGAGGUAUUAGUACCGAUUAGAUUAGAUAUGGAAAUAGAGGGGCAGAAAUUAAGAGAUACUUUCACUUGGAAUAAGAAUGAGAGCCUUAUAACUCCAGAACAAUUUGCUGAAGUAUUAUGUGAUGAUCUUGAUCUGAAUCCAUUGGUUUUUGUACCUGCUAUCGCUCAAGCUAUCCGCCAACAAUUAGAUGCUUUCCCAGCAGAACCACCAACAAUUUUAGAAGAGAGUACAGAUCAAAGAGUCAUUGUGAAAUUGAAUAUACAUGUAGGAAAUACAUCUUUGGUUGAUCAGGUUGAAUGGGAUAUGGCUGAAAAACAGAAUAAUCCAGAGGAAUUCGCCCUAAAACUUUGUGCUGAACUCGGUCUUGGGGGUGAGUUUGUUACAGCCAUUGCUUAUUCAAUUAGAGGUCAAUUAAGUUGGCAUCAAAGAACUUAUGCUUUUGCUGAGGCACCUUUACCAACAGUUGAAGUACCAUUCAGACCUCCCAGUGAAAGUGAUCAAUGGGCGCCUUUCUUGGAGACACUUACAGAUGCUGAAAUGGAGAAGAAGAUAAGAGAUCAAGACAGAAACACAAGAAGGAUUAGACGGUUGGCGAAUACCACACCUGCAAAAUCUGGAAGAGUGUCUGUGAAACCACAUGCAUGAUGCUCUUGGAAUUACAUAUUUACAAAUUUUAUUAUUUUUAAUUUAAAUUUAGUUUAUGAAUAUAUAUUACUCUGUAUGUAAAAUAAAAAAUUAAAUAAUAA